AAUUAUGGGACCAUACAUACUAGUCGUCAUCCUUACAAUACAUUCCGCAUCAGUCAGUGGUCUAGAGGAGAAUGCUACCAAAUCUGAAUUCCCUGAUAAAUCAUUAGAAACAAUCAUUCACCCAGAUUCUGCAUUAACACUUGGAGAGUCUAAGUCAAGAACUAGAUUUGAGGAGGAUACAGUGACGCAAAUAAAACCCAGAAGACAAUAUGGACUCAUUAAAUUUGAACAACAGUCGGGUCAAAAAUUCAAAUUUGAUGACGAAUUCCAAGAGCAAUCCGGUCAAAAAUUCAAAUUCGAUGACGAAUUCCAAGAGCUGUCCGGUCAAAAAUUCAAAUUUGAUGACGACUUCCAGGAACAGUCCGGUCAAAAAUUCAAAUUUGAUGACGAAUUUGAAGAUGACUUGGGUCAAAAAUUAAAUUUUAAUGACAAAUUUAAUAAACAGUCCAGUCAAAAGUUCAAAUUUGGAGAUGAUACCAAUAAUAAACCUUUUACAGUUGACGACAAUAAUUUGCAAGGUCCUAAAUUUCAAGGAGACAGUGGUAUUUACAAUCAAAUUGGUAAUGGAUAUCAACAGGAUAAUAAAAUAGAAAAUCAGAAACCAACAAAGAAAAAGAAAAGAAGGAGACGUAGAAGGAAGCCAAGAUAUCAGUUCGGUGGAUAUCCUGGGAUUCAGUCUCCUGCUGGUUUACCUCAAGGGUUACCUGGUCAAGCGGGGCAGUACCCUAUCAAUCCUGGGUUAUUGGCUCAGCCCCAAGGUCAGGUACCUUAUCCUUAUCCAAAUGCAGUUGGACCGGGACAAUUUUAUCGUCCUCCCAGAAGACCACAGCCCUCAGCAGCUUCUCAAGCGCUGUCAACGAUCACGGGAGCUCUCAGUUCUAUUGCGUUGUAUGAUGAUUACCAAUGUGUACCGAGACUGUUGUGUGAGGCUGCAGGAGGUGGAACCCUGGGAUCUGGAGUGCUGCAGUCUGUUGGCGGACUACAGCCGUUACUCACUUUGCUGGCAGCCUACAAUGGUAUCAGUACAUCCCCGCUCUUUGUAUUUGGUCGGGCAGUCCUCCUCGGGAUGACUUCCAAAGGCAAUACCGGGACCUGCAGAUAUGCCUACUCUCAAUGUCCAACAGAUCCUGAACAACUUGUCCACUACCUCAACAAUCAUAAUGGCGGAUUCUUUAGAUUCUUCAAUGCUCCUCAAGUGCCAAAUCCUCAGGUUGGACAGCAGAAUGUGGAGCAAUUCUAUAAUCAACUUUCUGUACCUCAAAAUUAUGGGUUAUAUACGCCCAAUUUAAAUUCUGCACAGAAUUAUGGAUUAUAUCAGCCGGUUGUUAAUCCCGGAUAUGCAGAUCAAAAUUAUGGACUGUACCAGCCUAGUCAUAUUCCACCAUAUCAAGGAAGAUAUAAAGAUGAAAUCUUCGAUGAUAAUGAAACUCCAAAAUGGCUAUUUCCUGAUAAUAAUAAAGUUAAUAUAAAUAUGAAUUAUGUUAGGGAUGGAAAAGCUUUAAAAUUCCCUGAUGAGGACACAAAUGUAAAACAUGAUAAUGAAAAUGAUUACAAUACUGAUGACAGGAAAGGUAAAGGGUUCAAUUUUCCAGAUCAACUUACUAAUGUCAAGUAUGUUGAUUAUAAUGCAUUCCCACCUAUAAAUCAUAUUAACAAUAAUAACGCUAACUAUCAAAAUACACAUGUGUUGAGUGAUCCUAAUUAUUAUAAUGUAAAUACACCUGCUAUAAGUAACAAUGUUUACAAUAGAGAAAUACAUUAUAAUGCUGUAAGUGCAGCCAAUAAUUAUAAUACAAAUUUUAAUGAUAAUAAUGUAGUAGAAACAGUAUAUAUAGUUAGAGGUAAUGGUGAUCCGAAUCAUCCAGAAAUUGUUAAGGUAAAGCCGGGACAAAGUAUACAAUAA
Messenger RNA from Achroia grisella, 1903 nucleotides. RefSeq lists its product as uncharacterized. The transcript has 5 exons. The record is from RefSeq and is a predicted model, not a curated record. Bases 5 to 1903 code for a protein of 632 amino acids. Lineage: Eukaryota; Metazoa; Arthropoda; Insecta; Lepidoptera; Pyralidae.